Messenger RNA from Micropterus dolomieu (smallmouth bass), 4844 nucleotides. Its product is annotated as noelin-like. The transcript has 5 exons. Bases 1125 to 2099 code for a protein of 324 amino acids. Lineage: Eukaryota; Metazoa; Chordata; Actinopteri; Centrarchiformes; Centrarchidae. Gene Ontology annotation, biological process: signal transduction. The record is from RefSeq and is a predicted model, not a curated record.
UUGAGAUCUCAAGAUUUUAGGUUUUUCUUGUGAUGUUUUAUGUCUUUUAAACUCAAAUGAGUAUACUCCCGAAAAACAAGACAUUCUCCUCCAUACUGGGAUUAUGUUAAUUGUGGAUAAGGCUGAAUUUGAACUUAAAACCUGGACAUUGACCACCUGGUAGCCCUGCUUGCUAGCUACCACCUGGAUGCCCUGCUAGUAGCCUGCUACAGGUAGCCCUGCUUGUUAGCCUGCUGCAGCUAGCCCUGCUGCUAGUCACCACCUGCAUGACCUAUUGCUAGCCUGCUGCUGGUGGCCCUGUUGCUAGCCUGCUGUCAGUAGCCUUGCUUCUAGCCACCACCUGGUAGCCCUGCUUACUAGCCGCCUCCUGGAUGCCCUGCUUCUACCCUGCUACUGGUAGCCCUGCUGCUAGCCUGCUGUCGGUAGCCCCUGCUUGCUAGCCACCACCUAGAUGCCCUGCUGCUAGCCUGUUGCUGGUAGCCCUGCUUGCUAGCCACCUGCUGGAUGCCCUGCUGCUGCCCUGCUACUUGUAGCUCUGCUGCUAGCCUGCUGUCGGUAGCCCUGCUUCUUAGCCUGCUGCUGAUAGCCCUGCUUGCUAGCCACCACCUGGAUGCCCUGCUGAUAGCCUGUUGCUGGUUGCCCUGCUUGCUAGCCUCCACCUGGAUGUCCUGCUGCUAGCCUGCUGCUAGUACCUCUUCUUGCUAGCCUCCUGAUGGUAGCCCCCGCUUGCAAGCCACCACCUGGAUGCCCUGCUGCAAGCCCUACUUGGUAGCCACCACCUGGAUGCCCUGCUGCUAGCUGCCCUUACUAGCUACCACCUGGAUGUCCUGCUUCUAGCCCCACUUGCUAGCCACCUCCCGGAUGCCCUGCUGCUAGCCCCACUUGCUAGCCACCACCUGGAUGCUCUGCUGCUAGCCCCACUAGCUAGCCACCACCUGGAUGCCCUGCUGCUAGCCUGCUACUGAUAGCCCUACUCCUAGCCUGCUGCUAUUAGCCCUGCUUGCUAGCUAUCACCUGGAAGCCUCUCUGCUAGCCUCCAUCCUGUAGCCCUGACUUUUUUUCUCCAAGCUACUGUUCACCUCUGUUAAGGCUGUCUUCAACUAAACCUGUCCAUCAAAGCAAAGAUGGAGGAGUUGCGUCCUCUGAUCCCGGUCCUGGAGACCUACAAGGCGGAUGCCCUGCUGGUCCGACAGUUUAAGGAGGAGGCAGCGAAUGUAACAGAGCUGCUGGGUUCGCUGCAGGAACAGCUGGGAGGUCUGGACUACCAGGAGCUCCACAGCCGAGUGAUGAGCCUGGAGGACCGGUUGAGGUCCUGUAUGCAGAGGCUGGCCUGUGGGAAGCUGACAGGAAUCUCUGAGCCUAUCACCAUCAAGACGUCAGGGUCGAGGUUUGGAUCGUGGAUGACUGACCCAGUCGCUCCAGCUGGAGACAACAGAGUGUGGUACAUGGAUGGUUACCAUAAUAACCGCUUUGUUAGAGAGUAUCAGUCAAUGGAUGACUUCAUGACAACAGAUAACUUCACCUCUCACCGCCUGCCUCACCCCUGGUCCGGCACUGGUCAGGUAGUCUAUAAUGGAUCCAUUUACUUCAACAAAUUUCAGAGUCACACCAUCAUCAAGUUCGACUUCAGCACGUCGCUCAUCAGCCGCUCAAGACAGCUCGACUUCGCUGGCUAUAACAACAUGUACCAUUACUCCUGGGGGGGGCACUCAGACAUCGACCUCAUGGUUGAUGAGGGGGGGCUUUGGGCUGUCUACGCCACUAAUCAGAACGCUGGAAACAUCGUUCUCAGCCAGUUAAACCCAAAUACUCUGCAGAUCAUCCGCAGCUGGACCACCAACCACCCAAAACGCAGUGCCGGCGAGGCCUUCAUGAUCUGUGGAACACUGUACGUUACGAAUGGAUACUCUGGAGGGACCAAAGUGUACUACGCAUACUCCACCAAUUCAUCGACCUACGAGUAUAUCGAUAUUCCUCUGACUAAUAAAUACAGCCACCUGUCUAUGCUCGACUAUAAUCCCAGAGACAGAGCUCUGUACGCCUGGAACAACGGCCACCAAGUCCUUUAUAACGUCACACUCUACCACAUCAUACAGUAAGACUAAAAGUACCAGUCCUUUAUAACGUCACACUCUACCACAUCGUACAGUAAGACUAAAAGUACCGGUCCUUUAUAACGUCACACUCUAGCACAUCGUACAGUCAGACUAAAGGUACCGGUCCUUUAUAACGUCACACUCUAGCACAUCGUACAGUCAGACUAAAAGUACCGGUCCUUUAUAACGUCACACUCUCGCACAUCGUACAGUGAGACUAAAGGUACCGGUCCUUUAUAAGGUCACACUCUACCACAUCGUACAGUCAGACUAAAGGUACCGGUCCUUUAUAACGUCACACUCUACCACAUCGUACAGUCAGACUAAAAGUACCGGUCCUUUAUAACGUCACACUCUAGCACAUCGUACAGUCAGACUAAAGGUACCGGUCCUUUAUAACGUCACACUCUACCACAUCGUACAGUCAGACUAAAAGUACCGGUCCUUUAUAACGUCACACUCUACCACAUCAUACUGUCAGACUAAAAGUACCGGUCCUUUAUAACGUCACACUCUAGCACAUCGUACAGUCAGACUAAAAGUACCGGUCCUUUAUAACGUCACACUCUACCACAUCGUACAGUGAGACUAAAGGUACCGGUCCUUUAUAACGUCACACUCUACCACGUCAUACAGUCAGACUAAAAGUACCGGUCCUUUAUAACGUCACACUCUAGCACAUCGUACAGUCAGACUAAAGGUACCGGUCCUUUAUAACGUCACACUCUACCACAUCAUACUGUCAGACUAAAGGUACCGGUCCUUUAUAACGUCACACUCUACCACAUCGUACAGUCAGACUAAAGGUACCGGCCCUUUAUAACGUCACACUCUACCACAUCGUACAGUCAGACUAAAGGUACCGGUCCUUUAUAACGUCACACUCUAGCACAUCGUAAAGUAAGACUAAAGGUACCGGUCCUUUAUAACGUCACACUCUAGCACAUCGUACAGUAACACUGAAGAAUACAGUAAUAGUAAAGAAUAAAUACAUCGUUUAGAUUGAUCCUUGUGGUUUCUGAAUUUGUACAAAAUCAGAGCAGCAGACGGUUCCUGUAUUUUCCUUCAGGACAGUGAGGGCUAUAUUAGCCUAGCUUAGCACAAAGAUCAAAAGCAAAUCCACUUUCUAUGAAGAGGUUCUGUCUGACUGACUGACGUGUUGUCAGCUAACUAGUCAGCAGCCUGUCCUGUAGUCAGCUAGUUCAUUUAACAGUACAGUUAGAACACAGUUCAAACCACGCACCCCACCAUGAGUUCAGGACUUUACUGAAGGUGCAUUCAGCUGGUGCACUCCGCGGUUGUUGUUCAACACGUAGCUCCAACCCUAGUUGCUGCUAAAACCACAAUGUCUCCUUUUUAAAUGUCCUUUUCUACACCUGUUCAGUUACCAACAUACACCACGUAAUAACAUGGAAAUCAGACAGACUAUUCUUCUGAUGCAGCGAGGCUAGCAGUGUUUGUGUUAAGCUAGGCUAAACAUGUCCUGGAUCUCUCCGUGUUGGAGCAUUUCCCAAAGUAUUGGACUGUUAACUUCGAUCUUUAUAUUUAUUUAAUGAAAGUGCUCAAAGUGACAUUUCAUCCACCUGUUGUUCUUAGGUGACCAAAGUAUUCAACACAAAUGCACUUGAAAUGUAAAUAAUACACAGAAACAACAAUGAAAGGAAACUUUCACAAUAAGAGACACUGAAAUGUUUUAAUUAUUUGAUGGUGGACACUGAAGAAUGGUACACAUUUUUAAGAAGAGAUUCGUUUUUCUGUGGGUGAUGUUUUCUGACUAUGAAAUCAGAUGUACUGUUCUUACUCUUCAGUAAUAAUAAUAAUAAUAAUACUAAUACUAAUAAUGUCUUUUCUUGCUGUCAUGUAUUAUACGGCGAUACAAAACAUUUACUACAAUCUCUUUUUCACUAAUUCCCCAGUUUUUAAAUCGGUUGUCAAAGGUUUAGCAUGACUACCCCAACAUCUUUCACGAGACAACCCCACACUCUAAGCUUUCUGGGAGUCCUUGGCGACCUCUGUCACACAUCUCAGCUGGUUGCUGUCAGGGUGAAAGUAAACCUUUCUGAAUACUGAAGUCCUGUCAGAUCACUGAGCUGAAGGCCCAACAUAAACUCUUUAGACUCUGCUGUGUAUGUUGGUGAGUUUGAUGUUGAUUUUGUUAGGUGUCCUGACAGUUAAUUACCAACUACAUCUGGAAGUAAUUUUUCAUGGCUCUCAGUUCUUCUGGUUUGCUGGUAUGUUCAUGCUGAAGUAGGAGUCCUUAAUACCAAGCAGCCUCAGAAACCCUGCAUCUUCAGCUCAGGAGCCUCCAUCACCACCAGUGUCUACCAGCAGGACAGUGUCUGCCCACCGGCAGGUCGUGAGUCUACUGUCAUUGUUUUUUACAAACCUCUUUAGUACUUAAGUGACAACACGAAACACUAUACAAUAGCAUAGGAAUUCACUGAGUGUAUUGUAGUUCAUUUACAAUUAACUUAAAUUUUCUAUUGAUAAUUCUUUGUUUUGUAUUUCAACAGAUCUGUACUCUAUUUGACGUUGUAGUUUUUCAUGACCUCUACAAUGGAGUAUUGAAGUGUUAUGAACUGAUGGAAACAGCAGUGAUGGUACAAACAGCAUUAUUUGACAGACUGCAUGUAAAAUGUAAAAGGAUUACUCAGUUUUGGUAACCACUAGCCUUAACAGCUGAUGUGUUUUAGAUUGCAUCACUCAACCAUGAAAGUUUUUGCUUGUUUUUGUUAACGUAAAAUAAAG